GGCUCCGCGCGGCUGAGGCCCUGCCGGGUCGGGUGGGCUCGUGUCCGCGGACGGGAGCGGGGAGUCCUCCCCUCCCCCAGCGCCGUGCGCCCGCCGCGUCCCGGCCCGCAGGGCGGGCUCUCGGUCGGGACUCGGGAGGCGCGGCGCGGCCGGGGCGGGGCUGCGGGCGGCGGGAGGGCUGCGCCCCCCGAGCGUUCGCGGGGAGCGCGGGGCGCCUGGGAGCAGCGCGCGCAGCUCUCCGGGGAACGAAAGGGUGGUCUGGGGACGUUGUGUCCGGGGCUCGUGCUGACCCCUGUGUAGGGGGCUUUCGGAAGACCCCGUUUCCUUCGUCUGGGCUUUCGCAUCACCCUCACGACAAGCCUCCUUGUCGGUGUAAACGUGCCGUUGUGCACAGUGGAAGGCAGCUCCUGGCGGCGGCAUGGUAGACCCCAGGGCACCAGCCGGCGGGUGGGAGAGGUAGGGUGCCAAUACGAAUAGGUUUCACUCCCUGCGUCUGGCUCUGCCUCGUCUCCUCCGUGCCCCAAACCCGACGCGGCAGCCCUCGGAGCCCUUAGUAGAGUGUCCUCUCCCCCACAUUCCCGGAGGGGUGAUUGUGGAGUGCACGCGGACAGAAUCUCAGCGCGCGGGAAAUGUGUGCUGGGAUUUGUGGCUUCUCUCCAGAGCCCCUGGGUCAGACGGCGGCUCUUGACCCUGCCUCGCCGUCCAGGCCGUCUCCGUCCUCAAAGACACCGUCUGGUACCUAAUGGAGUGCUGGCCAAGAGAAAGGCAGGAAAGGGAGUCUCAGGAACACUGCCACUUGGAAGAACAGCCUUUCUGACAGACCCCUCACCGGAGCUUCAGAGCAGAGGCGGAAGGUUCCAGACGGGAGCAGGUCCAGAUUUGUUCCACCAGAAGCAGUUCUUGAUCCCUGUAUAGCAUGAAUCAGACUGGAUGAUGUCACCACGUCCAGAAGCCAUCACAGACUGUGUGACAGUGGACACUGUGGACCAGCUUGCAGAAGGUGGUAACCGGGCGUUGAGAGGGGUGGGUGACUGUCAGGCUGCCCAGGAAAAGGCAGCUCACUGGAUGGCUGGUGAGGACAUGGUGUCCGGGGAAGGUGUACCCAGCCAGUGCUGACAAAAUCCUCAACAGCACCCUGUUUCCUUCACUCUGCCCUCACUCUUCAGAUUCCGAGCUGCCCUCACACCAUGUUCAUCAGCACGUGUGGCGUCUAGAGUUAUGCCGAUGCUGCCUCUUUCCUGAACGUAGAGAAUAACGAAAUGAUAGUAGAAGAAGGGUUUUCUACACUGGGCGCCUUUGGAAGCCCAAAACUAUCAGGCCUGAAAUGAAUGGUUUUUGUAGAGUCAGCCAGGACAGAACCAAGAACUAAGCGUGGUGCUGCUGACUUACACGCGUGUGAGUACUAUAAGCAUCUUAUCCGAAGGCCUUUUUUAGAAACUGCAACCAAUUUAGAACAAAAAGUUAAACAAAUUUAUUUCUUGCAUGAAGCAUCCCAUCUGUAUCUGGGAGUUUUCUGUGGAAGUUCUAACUCAAGGUGAAAGACAAGAACUUGAUUAAUAAUCCAGCCUGAGUAGUUUUUUGACAACAUUAGGUUUAAUGAAGGUGGAGGGUUUCACCUCUGGUGCUGCUGACUUUGUUUAAUCCUCUGUUGUUUUAUUUUGUUGUUGUUAAUUAGUCAGAAGAGGAUAUACAUUGUUAAUUCAUCAAGAAAAAGCAGUUUACCUUAGUCAGUGAAAAUGCAAGGUUAAGUCCACGUAGUCAUGUCGAAGAUACAUAUGCACGUUCAGGUGGUGCUACCUCUGUGUGUUCCUUCUUGCCCUUUCUCAAGAAUGUCCAAGGGGUAUUUUCCCAUAGGGAAGGCUUUUCUCCAGCUCGUGUUAUGAGAGUUUUAGGCAGAUGAAUGUAGGAGUUGUAAGACCGACCAGGUUUCUCAUGACCCCGUUUCUCUUUCCUCCUCCCCAGCUGAACCUUCACAGUUCUUUACAUGCUUCCAGGAGUAGCAGAAAAUGAACAUAGCUCAGGGAUCAGUGUCAUUUGAAGACGUGGCUGUGGAGCUCACCCAGGAGGAGUGGCGGCAGAUGGACUCUGCGCAGAGGGCCCUGUACAGGGAUGUGAUGCUGGAGAACUACAGCCACCUCGUCUCCGUGGGGUACUGCAUUACUAAACCCAAGGUGAUUUUCAAGUUGGAGCAAGGAGAAGAGCCCUGGUCCUUAGAGGAAGAAUGCCUAAACCAGAGGUACCCAGGAUUUUACCAAGUCGAUGUCCACGUUGAGGGGAACCAGGAAAAACAAGAGAAACCUCUGUGGCAAGUACUAUUCAUGGAUAACAAAACAUUGAGUACAGAAGUACAGAAAGUUUUAGAAAAACCAUUUAAUCUGGAUUCAACUGCAGAUUUUUCGGGAACAAUGCCCUAUAAAUGUGACUCUGGUAGAAUGAAUUUGCCGGUUGUUUCUGAAUUAAUUAUUAAUGAUAGAAACUAUUCAAGAAAGAAAGCUGAUUACCUGAAUGUAUGUGAAAAGUUGCAGGUUGAUGUUAAGCAGGAGAAAACUCAUAGUGGAGAGAAGUCUUAUGAAUGUAAUAAAAAUGUGAAAGCUCUCAGUUAUGAGAAAGAUCAUCAGAAAUUUCAAACUCUGGAGCAAUCUUUUGAAUGUAAUGAAUUUGGGAAAGUUUUGCAUGAUAAGACUGUCGGUGUUACAGCUAAGAGUUCUCUAACAGGAGAGGAAUCCUGUAAGAAUUUUGAAUUUAGGAAAAACUUUGAUAAAGCAACUCUAUUUAACCACAUGAGAAAUGGCACAAGGGAAAAGUGCUUUAGUCUUAAUGAAGAUGGGAAACCCUGUGACAAAACCACCAUUGUGGAAUACAAUAAAGUUCGCAUGGCUAUGACACGCUAUGAAUGUCAUGAAAGUGGGAAUAACUUCAACAGGAAUUCACCCCUCACUCAACCUCAGAGAACUGUUAUAGGACAGGUUGCUUUUGAAAGCGGUAAAUCUGAAGAAAACUUGAGCCAGAGCUCAGCCCAUGUAGUACAUCAGAAGACACAAACUGGAGAUAAAUUCUGUGUUUAUAAUGAAUGUACAAAUGCCUUCUGUCAGAAAUUAGACCUUACAGUACAUCAGAGAACUCACACAGAAGAGAAAUUCUACCAGUGUGGUAAAUAUGGGAAAUCCUUCCAUCAAAACUCAGCCCUCCAUGUACUUCAGCAAAGUGACACAGGAGAGAAGUCAUUUGAAUAUAGUGAACGUAGGAAAUUCUUUUACCAGAAAGCACACCUCAUUCAGCAUCAAAAGAUCCAGUCAGGGGAGAAACGUUAUGAAUGUGAGGAAUGUGGGGAAUCCUUUUCUCCCAAUUCACAUUCUAUUCAUUAUCCUGGAACUCAUAUGGGGGUCAAUGUCUGUGAAUGUAGUGAAUGUGGGAAAACUUUCUGUCAGAAAUCAAACCUCAGUGAAUAUCUGUCAGCUGAUACAAAAGAGAAACCUAGUGAUAACAACGGACGUGGGAAAUCUUACAAGAAGUCUUCCCUCACCGUACACCAGAGAACACACAGAGAUAGGAAACCCUUUCAAGGUAAUGAAUAUGGGAAAACAUUCUCCAAGAUGGCACAUCUCACAGAAUAUCAGAGAAUUCACACAGGGGAGAAGCUGUAUGAAUGUAUCGAAUGUGGGAAAACUUUCUCCAAGACAUCGCAUCUGAGAGCACAUCAGAGAAUUCACACAGGCAAAACAGCCUAUGAAUGUAUUGAGUGUAGGAAAACUUUCUCUCACAAGACUCACCUCCUUGCACAUCAGAGAAUUCAUACAGGGGAGAAACCUUGUGAAUGUAAUGAAUGUGGGAAAACUUUUGCUGAUAAUUCAACCCUCAGAGCACAUCAGAGAACUCACACAGGGGAGAAACCCUACGAGUGUAAUGAUUGUGGGAAGUCUUUUGCCCAUAUAUCUGUUCUCAGAGGACAUCAGAGAAUUCACACAGGGGAGAAACCUUACGAAUGUUAUGACUGUGGGAGAUCUUUUGCCCAUCAUUCAGCUCUCAGAGCACAUCAGAGAGUUCACACAGGUGAGAAACCCUAUGAAUGUAAUGACUGUGAGAAAACUUUUGCCCAUAAUUCAGCUCUCAGAGUACAUCAGAGAGUUCACACAGGGGAGAAACCAUAUGAAUGUAAUCUGUGUGAGAAAACCUUUGCCCAUAAUUCAGCCCUCAGAGCACAUCAGAAAAUUCACACCGGGGAGAAACUCUAUCAAUGUAAUGAAUGUGGGAAAACUUUUUCCCAGAAGACGCACCUCAGUACCCAUGAGAGGAUUCACACAGGGGAGAAGCCCUAUGAGUGUACUGAAUGUGGGAAAACCUUCUCCCAGAAAUCAUACCUCAGUGGUCAUGAGAGAAUUCACAAAGGGGAAAAACCUUAUGAAUGUAACGAAUGUGGGAAAACCUUCGUUUAUAAGGCAGCCCUCAUAGUCCAUCAGAGAAUUCACACAGGGGAGAAACCGUAUGAAUGUAACGAAUGUGGGAAAACUUUCUCCCAAAGGACACACCUCAGUGCACAUCAGCGAACUCACACAGGGGAGAAACCGUAUGAAUGUAAUGAAUGUGCGAAAACUUUCGCUGAUAAUUCAGCCCUCAGGGCACAUCAGAGAAUUCACACAGGGGAGAAACCCUAUGAAUGUAAUGAAUGUGGGAAAACUUUCACCAAGACAUCACACCUCAGAGCACAUCAGAGGACUCGUGCAGGGGAGAAACCCUAUGAAUGUAAUGAAUGUGGGAAAACUUUCUCCCAGAAGUCAUAUGUUAGUGCACAUCAGAGAAUUCACACAGGGGAGAAACCCUAUGAGUGUAAUGUAUGUGGGAAAUCUUUUGCCCAUAAUUCCACCCUCAGAGUACAUCAGAGGAUUCAUACAGGUGUAAAAUCCUAUGAAUGUAAUGAAUGUGGGAAAACUUUCUCCCAGAAGUCACACCUUAGUGCACAUCAGAGAAUUCACACAGGGGAGAAACCCUAUGAGUGUAAUGAGUGUGGGAAAUCUUUUGCCCAAAAUUCAACUCUGAGAGUCCACCAAAGAAUUCACACAGGGGAAAAGCCCUAUGAAUGUAAUGACUGUGGGAAAACUUUUGUCCGUAAGGCAGCUCUUAGAGUACAUCACACCAGAAUGCACACCAGAGAGAAAACGCUGGCAUGUAAUGAAUUUGGAAAGCCCUAAAGGAACUCAUAUGUUAUUAGGUAACACACAGGGGAGAAGCUCGUGUCACAUAGACCUGCAGAUUAUUUCCCUUAACUAAUUCCUUUUCCACUAGGCACAUACCUUGCCUAAGUUUCCCAGUCUGUCCUUCAUCCAGGUGCGGCUGAUCAUGGAAUAUGACACUACUACAUUUAAGCUAAGUCUGGACUUAAAAAGUCACCUUAGAUUCUUCCUGUCCUGUGUUAUACUGGAAUGGAGAGACUUCCAUGCAGACUUGGCUGCUGUGUGUUGAAGAUGGUAGAGCACAAGGUGAAAGAGACUAGAAUCUGAAUAACUGGGUGAAACAGAAUUCUCCACUAACAUCUUCACCAGUUGGCUUUUUGUUUUUUUAGGCAAGGAUUAAGUUUGGCUCUGUUGAGCUCUUACAGAUU
Molecule: messenger RNA, 5596 nt
Organism: Diceros bicornis minor
Lineage: Eukaryota; Metazoa; Chordata; Mammalia; Perissodactyla; Rhinocerotidae
Product: zinc finger protein 658-like
Exons: 5
Coding region: 2007-5186 (1059 amino acids)
Biological process (GO): negative regulation of transcription by RNA polymerase II
Molecular function (GO): DNA-binding transcription repressor activity, RNA polymerase II-specific
Source: RefSeq, a predicted model, not a curated record